UCACGAGACAACAUUCCUCUUGUUGACAAGAAGAUCCCGAAGUUGUCGUCUGCUGUACAAACAGGCCGGUUUUAUAAUCCGUGGAUGGGACAGUAAGUGUAUGUACGACUUCCACUCGUAGCCAACGCUAGUGCAUCAUGACAUCAAAACAUUUCCUCAGCUUGGUGCUCGUGAUUCUGCUGAGUGCCUCCAGUAUGGUACAGGUCUCAGCAGAAACCUGCGCCGAGGUAUGCGAGGAAUGUCUGGCGGAUACGGAAGUGACGCAGGGUGAUAUCAACGGGACGGCAUGCGCGGAGGAAUGUUUGAAGAACAUACACCUAGGCACUGAUAACAAACAGUUCAUCAGGGCACCCAUGUGGAAGAAGUGUUACACACUGAUACACGAACUGAGAAGUAAGCAGGGUCCAUACCUGAUCAUGGACUCAGAGCCGCGCACACAGACAUGGAAACCGGCGCUCGCCGUCUGCUCCGUCACGGUGCUGGUCGCCUUCAUCGUUAUCGCCAUGGUGACCAUCAAGGUCUGCGUACGGCGAGCCGUCCUCCGGAAACACGGCGGUCGUCAACCUACCAGCCCGAACGGCACCAUGACAAGUACUGCACUGAUGGCAAAUAUGGAAGAGGAGGAAACGCAAAAGGCCAGGCCUGACGACGUUCAAACAGUCUGAUGGGGCAAACCGUUUUCUGGACAUCCGCUGAGCUUUUGUUAUCGUCGUAGUCGUCUCCAUAUGGCUAAUUUACUUCUAAUAAACUCGUAUUUUCCAAGAACUAUCGUAGAGUGGAAGUCGUUGCCACCAAGCACAGUUGGGGCAU
This is a messenger RNA of Branchiostoma belcheri (Belcher's lancelet), 810 nucleotides long. RefSeq lists its product as uncharacterized. The record is from RefSeq and is a predicted model, not a curated record. The coding region runs from base 138 to 665 and encodes 175 amino acids. Lineage: Eukaryota; Metazoa; Chordata; Leptocardii; Amphioxiformes; Branchiostomatidae. The transcript is spliced from 4 exons.